UGAAUACUAUGAAAAUAGCAUCAAAAUAAACAAGAUUCCCAUGCAGACAAAAACAUUCUGUUUUUCAAAAUCUUCUACCAUCUGUGAGCGGCAUGGAAAAGGAUCGUGUGAAGCACUCCACUGAUGACCACUAUGGUCCUACAACAACGACUGGGCAACCAAAGAGCUUGGCUGGCCACUGGGAGCAUGGAGAAAAACAUCCACACAGUGAACAUCUGCAGACAGAAAGGACAUCUGACCAGCUGCUCAAGAUUUCUGCAGCACCCCCCGCAACCCCAACAAAUGAUGCCAAGAGUACCUCUGAGCCUGCUGUCUCUGCUGCUGCGAUAUGCCAUAAAGUCAAAGUGGGCAGGAGCAGGAAGUUGCUGAAGCCUCGUAAGGUGUCCAAUGAAGAGACCCAAGCUGAGGGCAACCCAACAAUUUCUCAAGGUGUUCUAGUGAGCAGACUUAAACCACCCACCUCAAGCAGGCACACUCUGCCCUGCAAAGAGAUCAAGAGGACAGGGCGUUCUGCUGUCCCCCUCAUACAAAUCCCGUCUAAGACAGGGAAAGGAAAAACAUGUGGUCAUCUGCAGAGAAAAAGAGUGGCACCUUGUAACUGGACAUCACCAAAUAAUGGCACACCUAUCCUCUUUCAGCCAGAGAGCCCAUCGAUUCAUUCGGUGAUUUCAGAGAGAAAAAAAAGUGUGCCACAGUCAAAGGAUGACAAGGCCAUCAAAAUCCCACCAGCUCUCCCAGAGCCAACUCACCCCCUGGCCUCUUCUCAAACCACCCCCAGCACCACCGGGCAGCCAGAGACAACGGAGGAGCCCCUCCUGAUCCAUGGCCUGACUCUGGAGGAGUAUCGGGGCGUUUAUCAUUCCGUGAUAGAUCCCAUGCUACUCACAGCCUCCGGCAACUCACGGCGCUACAGCCUGGAGCUGGGCCGCAUCAUUAAGCAGCGCCUCUGGGAGAGGCUCUUCUGCCCUCAGCUGCACGAGGAGGUGCAGGCCGACGGCCGGGUCAAGAUUACCGAGACCUUCUGCCACCCGGCUCUGUUUCAGCACCCGCCCCUUGUGGAGCUGGACGUCUCUGAUGAGCCUGCACCAGAGCAUGCUGAAAGGAAGCAACCAAGGCCAGGCACACACAAAAGAGGGGGCAAUACUUCAGAAUUCCUAAUGGGUUACAACUUGUGAUUAGUAAUCAUAUUUGUUAUGUUAAAAUGGAAAGAGUUUGCUAUAAAUAUAAAAAGCUUUGCAAAUACAUUUUAUUUAAGCUGAA
Alosa alosa (allis shad) is the source of this 1260-nucleotide messenger RNA. RefSeq lists its product as uncharacterized. The record is from RefSeq and is a predicted model, not a curated record. The transcript has 4 exons. The coding region runs from base 93 to 1175 and encodes 360 amino acids. NCBI's taxonomy places the organism in Eukaryota, Metazoa, Chordata, Actinopteri, Clupeiformes, Clupeidae.